This is a messenger RNA of Dreissena polymorpha, 4651 nucleotides long. RefSeq names its product trafficking protein particle complex subunit 11-like. The coding region runs from base 8 to 3463 and encodes 1151 amino acids. NCBI's taxonomy places the organism in Eukaryota, Metazoa, Mollusca, Bivalvia, Myida, Dreissenidae. The record is from RefSeq and is a predicted model, not a curated record. The transcript is spliced from 29 exons.
CAACACUAUGGACGUGGUGGUUUUUUUAACAGUAAAAUAUUUGUUUAAAGGGAUCUUUUCACGAUUUGGUAAAUUGACAAAAUUGAAAAAAGUUGUUUCAGAUUCAAUAAUGUCAUGGGCAAACAAUCUUCCAGAAGAGCUGACCUGUCGACCUACGGGCCUUGUUAUACUCACUGGACUGGAUGUUACUUACAACGCUGUCCACAAAUCCAUCUGGGACUCGUUCUACAACAACAGGAGACUAGACCGAGUGCCACUGCAGUUUCAAGUUGUCCCUGGAGACCAUGAAUAUCCCAAGUGUAGAACUAAUAAGCGCCAGUCAUAUGAGUGGUAUAUACCCAAAGGCAUCUUGAAGAGUGGAUGGAUGAAAAAGCAUCUGACACAGGUCCCAGCGGUCGCUGUGAUGUUCUUUGACCUUGAUUGGGAUGAUGCUAUGUGGAAAGAAAAACAGAUGGAGUGUUCUACAAGAGUAGAAAUUGUUAGGAACAGUCUGCAGGGUCGUGGCACUAAAGUCUCGGUGGUUCUCAUACAGAAGAAUGCGCCUCUACCCCCCGGUGAAGAUGUGGUGGCUGCAGAGAGGGCUGCCUCUCUGUGCAGUGCCUGUGAACUCUCUGCCAAACACCUGUAUGUGCUGCCACAAACAGACCAUCUUAUUGGAUACACCAUCAGACUAGAGAAUGCCUUCUAUGAGCUUUCCCAGGCCUACUAUCACGGGGAGGCCCGCAAGGUGAAGUCACACAAGGACUUCCUCAAUAAAACUACUCACCAGUUGUUGUUUGUGCGUCAUCAAUUCAAGAUAGCCUUCUUCAAUGAGCUCAAACAGGAUACACACACGGCCAUCAAGCAUUAUAAGCAAGCCUAUGGCCACAUACUUGAGUUGAGAAUGAAUGAUACCAAUAUGCUAGAGGUGAAGACCAUAGCAGGCUUUGUAAAUUAUAAGAUUUGCCGGCUGUCGUUCCAACACAAUGCACCUUUGGACGGGAUUGCGCAAUUUAGGAAGCACAUUGAUUUCUUCAAGGGACGGAUAGGGGUGGCAGAUCUGGCCUUCGAACACAGUGCCUGGAUGUCCAAACAGUUCCAGGUAUUCGGGGACCUUUUUGAUGAGGCCAUCAAGCUUGGGCUGACUGCCAUACAGACCCAACACCCGGGCUUCUACUACCAACAUUCUGCUGACUAUGCCAUUGCCCGAAAACAGCUGUGUAGAGGCUCUUGCAAGCCUCUCCCUGUAGGAGCCAGCCAGGCCAUUGUGGAGAAUAUUGGUUCCCUGGACUUCUAUGGACAGCGACCUUGGAGGCAAGGUCAUCAGAGUAUAGACCCACCGGACCUGCAAAAGGAGAGAGAUGGGAUAGCAGCCCUGCAGGCACUGGAGUUACUGGAGGAACACUCUUGGCUGAUCAUUCCACUACUGAACAGUGCUGUGGCCCAGUUUAAGAAGUACAAGUCCCUACGAAUGAAGAGAUUUCUCAUGGUACAGAUGGGUCAAGAAUACUUCCAUGCCAGGGACUAUCAAAGGUCUAUCAUGUUGCUGAGCAAGGUGACGUGGGAUUACCGCGUGGAGCGCUGGUGGCCUCUCCUCACUUCCAUUCUGAUGACAUCUCUGAAAUGUGCAUACCUGACUGGCAAAGUGCAAGACUAUGUAAUCAACUGUGUGGAGCUCAUUGGGCCAUAUACGACAUGUUCUGCAGAGGAGAAAACUAGGAUCCAGAUGAACCUGCUACGAGUCAUGUCGAAUGAUGCUCCAGAAGCAGAGCCCGGUUUGGAUGCUGUCUGUGUGGAGAAAGCCCGCCACCUGUGGACCCCUGGCUCUGAGCCGUGUGUCUUCAAUGUCGAGAUGCAGAACAUUGUGCCUUGUGUGGAGUGCAAGGCCCGGUUCACAAGUGCAGCAGUGGCUGCAGAUGAGGAGGUAACUGUGGAGGUGUACAUCAGAGUUCGCUGCCCCUUCCCUGUACGUUUCUCCAAGGUCAGCCUGUCAUUGAACAAUCCCAUGUACAACCAGUAUCUGGAGGUGAUAGACGGACAUGGGGCUGCCUCGGAGGGCGAGGGUCAUGAAGGGAACCUGUAUCUGGUACCCGGCAUGCCUCGACGAUACACGUUCUCCUUCCUUCCUGUGCAGGAGGAUGUUGGCAAUCAGCUCGAGAUCACAGGUGUUUGCGUUGUGCUGGGAUCAGAGACUGCCCGGUGUGGGGUGAUGACGUGGGUGGGGGCGGGGGGAGACGCUGUGGUGCCUGUACAGACCUGCCUCAGUCUGCUGCCCAAGAGGCAGCCUAGCAACCACAUAGACUGGAACCAGAUACAGCUGGAUGCUGUCACCAAGAUAGUGUCAAGGCCUGCUCAACUGGACAUAGGACUGAAACACCAGGCCCCCAGCCUGCUGAACGAGUUCUAUCUGAUGCAGGUCACUGUGACCAACAGGGAAGACGUAAUCAUUAGCAAUGUCAGUUUGUCCGUGACUGUACCGGAAAAAGAUGAUUAUGACAGAGCAACCCACCUGAGUGUAGACGUGGCUGAGUUUGAUGGUCAUGUGGUGGCUAGACUGGCCUACAUGGAUCUGGAGAGUCUGGCGCCAGGCGAGUCCCGUAGCAAGUCCAUCUUUGUGAAGUGUCUGCAGACAGGCAUCAAACUCAUCACAUUCCAGGUUGAUUACAGUAUAGAAGUGAAAGCUUCGGGUCACUUGAUCCCGUGUGCAUGUAGCAAGGUGGAGUCAGUGAACCUGAACACUGUGAGCGCCUUUGAGGUGUCCGUCAAGAUCAUGAAUAUGAAGUUUGAGACGAUAGAAGCUAUCCAAGCUGAGGAGCCAUUCCUGCUGAUGCCAGAGUUGAAAUGUAUAGCACCCUGGGCAGUCAAUAUUCAGGACAGCGACCUCCAACUGAGUAAAAGUGUAGUAAAGGUGGACAAGAGUGGUUCCCAGCUUAUAGGAGUGAGCCUAGAGAAGAACGAGUGUGCGGCGGAGUGCUACUGCCUGAGCUCUCUCAAUUCUCCCCUGACCUCUGUCUCCAUGGGCAGUUAUGUGCUCCACUGGAAGAGACGUCAUGUGGAUGGCCCUGACACCCUGGAGCACCCUACCGUGACCACUCUGUUCUCUCUGCCCACUGUGAGCAUGGAGCACAUCCCCCUCUCUGUGGACCUGCAACUGCCUGCUUACGGCAACAUGAAGUGCCUGCUCCCCGUGCGCUACUUGAUCCACAACCGCACUGGCUACCCCCAGGAGAUUGAGAUCAGCAUGGAGGCUAGCGAGUCAUUCAUGUUCUCUGGGAAUAAACAGAUCCAUUUCCGCCUGCUGCCUGGGAAACCAUACGAGUUGACCUAUAACCUGUUCCCAUUGGUUGCGGGUCAUGUCUCUCUUCCCAAGAUGCAUCUUAACAUGGUUCGAUACUCUGGUACCAUGGACGCCAUUGUUCAGAAAAUGCUUCCCUCGCACGUCUUCAUCAAGCCUUUUGGGAAGAAAUUACCUGGAGAGAAGUAAAGAAACGUGUGAAUUAAAUGAGUCAUGUUCUGCAAAAACUCUGCAUAAUGCAUGUGCGUAAAGUGUCGUCCCAGAUUAGCCUGUGCAGUCCGCACAGGCUAAUCAGGAAUGACGCUUUCCGCUUUAACUGGAUUUUCGUGUAGAAGAGACUUCCUUUAAACGAAAAAUAUCAUAAAAGCGGAAAGUGUUGUCCCUGAUUAGCCUGUGCUGACUGCACAGGCUAAUCAGGGAUGACACUUUACGCACAUGCAUUUAGCCCAGUUUUGUCAGAACAAGACACAAAUGAAGCUUAAAUGCACAGUGCUAAACAGGAGUCUGGAAAUAUGUUUUUGAUUUAUUGCUCACCAUUUAUUUCAAUGUACUUUAUCAUCUGGGUCUACGCUGUUUGCAAAGGCCCUUUUUCUAGACGCUAGCUAGGCAUAAAUGGGUUAAUACAAGAGUGAUUAUGUUAAGAUUUGUUUUGUGUUGCAUAUUGUUAUCUGUAUGGUUUUUACCAAUCAUGUCAUAUUUGAUGUUUUAAGUGCAGUUUGCACCUUGUACACACAUGGAGUCAUCUGUAGAUGUAUUGAGUUGUUCAUGAAUAUUCACCAUUCUUUUAAGGUUCAAAAUAAUCUAAAUGAAUGUAGCCAGUAUGUGGUUGCUUGCUUUUGUAUACAUUCAUAAGUGUUUUUAAGUCAAUCUAUUAAAUUUCGUUUUGUUUAACAUCUGUCAAACUGAAAAAAUGAAAACAAAAAAGGAACAAAUCUGUUUCCUUGAAGAUUUUUUGUGUUUAGCCUAUUUGUUUUUAAACCCCAGAAAAACAAGAUAUGCAGUUGUUUUUUUUAUGUAUGUUUGGUGUGUGUUAUUUAGUAUCUGUUACAAUUAUUCGUGUUGUAUCCCCUUUUCAGAUGUCUUUGUCUUUUGUAUGUAUGUAAUUUUCCAAUUAAGACUAAUAGUGAUUGCUUUAUAACAAUAAAUAUGAAAAAAAGUAUAAGACAUUCCAUUAUCUGGUGUACAUUUUGUACACAAAUCAUACAACUGAAAACAAAUCUUAGAAAACCUUUUCCAUAAAUGAUUUGAAGUUAUUUUGCUAUGUUUAUUUAUGCUUGAGAGUGCUUAUAUUUGCUAAUGUGGAAUUGUGCAAUACAUGUGAAAAUAAUUGUAAAUUGCAUGUCUUUAAUAUAGGUAUCAAUACAUUUACUAAUAAUU